GAUCCUCGGAACUCGGGCGCCACGCCUCCAUCCGGGCUUCUUCCCUUUAAGGGAAGUAAGUCCGGCUGGCGGGCGCGGCCUGGGCGGGGCGUGCGGCGUGUCCCUCCGCGGGCGUGUCCCUCUGCGGGCGCGGCCCGAGACGCGGCGAGGCGGGAGUCGGCUCCGGACGGCCAGUGGGACAGCCCAGAGAAGAGGACCCUGAGGUGCUGGCAUCCAGUUCCAAGCAGCUGUUGGAAGUCAACUAAGAGGACCUGAGAGGAGACCUCUGGGGACCUGCAGCACAGGCCACCAUCGCACCACACUCUCUGCUUCCAGUUUUGAGAAUCAGGUGCCACUAAGAAGAUGUCAAACCCAUUCUUGAAACAAGUGUUCAACAAGGACAAGACAUUCAGGCCAAAACGCAAGUUCGAGCCUGGCACGCAGCGCUUUGAACUACACAAGCGUGCGCAGGCAUCUCUGAAUGCGGGCCUGGACCUGCGGCUGGCUGUGCAGCUGCCACCGGGUGAGGAUCUCAAUGACUGGGUGGCCGUGCAUGUAGUGGACUUCUUCAACCGCGUCAACCUCAUCUACGGCACCAUCAGCGAUGGCUGCACCGAGCAGUCAUGCCCAGUCAUGUCUGGGGGCCCCAAGUACGAGUAUCGCUGGCAGGACGAGCAGCGCUUCCGGAAGCCCACAGCGCUGUCCGCACCCCGAUACAUGGACCUGCUUAUGGACUGGAUCGAGGUGCAGAUCAACAAUGAGGACAUCUUCCCCACUAAUGUUGGCACACCAUUUCCCAAGACCUUCCUGCAGGCAGUGCGCAAGAUCCUGUCACGGCUGUUCCGAGUGUUCGUGCAUGUGUACAUCCACCAUUUUGACCGCAUCGCCCAGAUGGGCUCCGAGGCACACGUGAACACCUGCUACAAGCACUUCUACUACUUUGUCACCGAGUUCAGCCUCAUCGACCCCAAAGAGCUGGAGCCCCUGAAGGAGAUGACAUCACGGAUGUGUCACUGAGGGCCCCCGGCCGCAGAGACUUGAGGAGACAGCUAUGUGCAGCCUGUGUCUCAGGAACAUUACACCCUCAUGCCACUGACGGGUAGCAAGACCACAGCUUCUGCCCCAUCUCCUGAUGACUGUGAGCCCUCUGACUCUACCCGUCCCCUUGCCAGCAUCCCGGGGGCUGAACUUGAAUUCUGGACACUGUGCUUUCAGCCACUGGGUUUACACUGUGUUUGUACCAUGGCCUCUGAUAGGAGGCAGGAUCUGGAGCCAUUGUUAACCACCCUGUUCCUUCUCCAUGGCUCUUUACCCUGACAGCUUUGUCCCUCACUUGCCUACCUGAAAGGGGAGGUGCCACCAGAUAUCUUCUGUUUACAGCCACAUUGUGUGUGGGUGACCACAUAGACAGCCAGCAUACCUCCAAGGAUGUACUAAUGUGCCAUGCCUCCUCUCUCCAGCACCCCCAGGCCAGGACUCCAGUAUUGGGUGUUCUGAGGGGCCUUUGUAGGUCAGGAAAGGUACACACUGCAUGCCUGUGAUCCCAGAACUCUGCAGGCAGCAACAAGGAGGAUUACUACAAACUUGAGGCCACCCUGACCUCCACAAGGAAGGUCAGGCCAGCCAGGGUCCCAUAACUGUCUUUAUAAAAUGUAAAGGAGCCAGGCAGGGUGGCACACACCUUUAAUCUUAGUGCUCAGGAGACAGACAGCUAGCUGGAUCUCUGGGUCUGAGGCUAGCCCAGAACAACCAAGGCUACACAAAGAGAUCCUG
Messenger RNA from Mastomys coucha (southern multimammate mouse), 1752 nucleotides. RefSeq names its product MOB kinase activator 3A (gene Mob3a). Lineage: Eukaryota; Metazoa; Chordata; Mammalia; Rodentia; Muridae. The transcript has 5 exons. Gene Ontology annotation, biological process: signal transduction; positive regulation of protein phosphorylation. Gene Ontology annotation, cellular component: nucleus; cytoplasm. The record is from RefSeq and is a predicted model, not a curated record. The coding region runs from base 343 to 996 and encodes 217 amino acids. Gene Ontology annotation, molecular function: protein kinase activator activity.